Messenger RNA from Chrysemys picta bellii (western painted turtle), 11040 nucleotides. NCBI's taxonomy places the organism in Eukaryota, Metazoa, Chordata, Testudines, Emydidae. The record is from RefSeq and is a predicted model, not a curated record.
AUGUCAGUAAAUAAAGCAGAUUUUUCAGUCAAUAUCACUGCAAAUCCCGAACAGACAGUAUCUGUGAUGAUCCCAGCAUUUGUGGAGCUGGCGGGAAGCAACACAUUUGACCACACGGUCAUUGUCCGGGCUGACCAUGAGAUCUCCAUCCUCGCUCUGAACUAUAAGCGCUAUACAGCUGAUACCACUGUAGUGUACCCUGUGGAGAAGCUCGGGACAGAGUACUAUGUGGUGACUCCACUGGGGAAUCCAGAUGGUCUCGAUAAGCAAUUUGCUGUAGUAGCCUGGAAGUAUCCCACCAUUGUUGAAGUUUACCUCAAAGGGGCUGUCACUUUCCAAGGAGAAACCUACAGACCAGGGACAAAACUGGUCAUCCCACUUGGAGCUUACCAGGCCGUCCAGCUGCAAAGCCAUGAUGACUUAUCCGGCACCAGAAUCGUGUCCCAGAAUCCCGUGGCCGUCUAUAGUGGACACGUAUGUGUUGCAAAGCACACCAAAUGUGACUAUGUGAGUGAGCAGCUCCUGCCGGUGUCUGGCUGGGGCACCACAUUCAUCGUACCUCCUUUAUCCUUCCAGCCCAAAUUUGAUCUGGUAUAUGUGGCUGCUUCCCAAUACACUCACAUUGAUUAUCAGUCUGGGAGGGUGAGAGCCACUAAGGACCUGGUUGCUGGGCAGGUUGUGACGUUUGAAAUCAAAUUCCCUAAUCCCUUGUACAUCUCUGCUAGUGCUGGGAUCCAAGUCAUCUUCUUCUGCACUGGUGGAAGCAAAGGGAAAAUCGUGUAUGAUCCCUUCCUCCUGAUGAUCCCAGAUGUCUCUGGCUAUUGCCAGACCUAUAACGUCCAUGGACAGGACCAGUAUGAGAACUACGCAAUAAUAACAGCCGAAACAUCAGAAUCUGGUGGCAUCAUCAUUGAUAAGGAACCCUUGGGAAACAUUGCAUGGAGGCCAAUUCCAGGCACAGGGUUCUCUUGGGCUGAAUACAACCUUGGCAAAGAGUUUAAGAGAGAAACCAUGGAGCACCCCACAACUCCUUUUGGGCUUCUGAGCAUUGGAAUUGCAUCCAGAUCUGGGUAUGGCUCACCAGCUAUUGGUGCAAGCAGCGCCGAAGUGGCUACUGUCCUGGCUGCUGUUGAGGGGGACCUCGUAGAGGCGGGUGGGGACUUUGCCUCUAUUUUUGACGAGAUCGAGGCCUUGGGCUUGACCACAACCACUGAGGAAGUGGACACCUCCCUGUUAGAGGGGCUCGCUGAGGAUCAGGAUCCCAGUGACAUUCUCCAGGAGCAAAGCUGGGAAGUGGAAGAUGAGGAUCAGUUUUGCUGGCACGAUUGCAUUGGAGGCUGCAGGCCCUGUGCCCCCAGCAUAGCCAGAAAGUACAAGGAGGAGGCCUCGUGCGGCCUGAUAACCAAGGUCUCAGAUGGGCCCUUCAGCCAGUGCCACAGCAAGGUGGAUCCUACAGUCUACUUGGACAACUGCGUGUACGAUCUGUGUCACAACGACGGCUACCGGAAGGCCCUGUGUGAGGCUCUGAAGGCCUAUGCGGACGCCUGCCAGCUGGAGGGGGUCAGGAUUGGGGAAUGGAGGCAGCUGGCCAGAUGUCCCAUGGAGUGCCCCCUGGAGAACAGCAAUUACCAGCUCUGUGGAACAGCCUGCCCAGCCACGUGUGUGGACCAGUCAGCCCCCAGCAGCUGCCAAGACCCCUGCGUGGAAAGCUGCCAGUGCAAGGAUGGUUUUGUGCUGAGCCAGGGCAAAUGCAUCCCCAAGGGCGGCUGUGGGUGCCUGUUCGAGGGGCGCCCCUAUGCCCCCAACGAGAGCUUCUGGGUCGACGAGGAACGGAAAUCCGACUUCCAAGGCACCUGCCGCUACCAGCUCACGGCUCUGUGCAAGAAGGCGGAGGGACUGGUGGACUUUGAGGUUUACUUCCAGGAAAGCAAUACUGGUCCUGUGCAGAUCAAGGUUUAUGAGACUGACAUCAGGGUCAGCAAUCAGUUCCCUGGGAAAAGCAUGGUGAACAGUAUCCUGAUUACCCUUCCCUUCAACCUCGAUGAUACGAAAAUCACUGUAUAUAGAAAGGGCUGGGCCACAGUGAUCCAGACAGACUUUGGUCUCACCGUUACCUAUGCCGGGUGUGUAGAGGCUAUUGAAAAAGAACAACGAGGUAGCAGAGGGCAGUGUGGGCUCAUCCUAUACAACAGUGGCCCUUUCAGAGGAUGUCACAGCAAAGUGGACCCUCAUGGAUACUUCGUAGACUGCGUGUACGGCUAUUGCGUCCUCAGUGCGCGUGAAAGUAAUGUCUGCCAGGCCGUUGCUGCCUAUGCCGAGGCAUGUCAGGAAGCUGGAGCUAUGGUGCGUCCCUGGAGGACUACGCAAUUCUGCUCUCCGUCCUGUCCCCUGAACAGUCACUAUGAAUUCUGCAGCAGCAGCUGCGAUCUGACAUGCAGCAACCUCUAUGCCCCGGUGCAAUGCAUGACCCAGUGUAAGGAAGGCUGCGUGUGUGACGAGGGCUUUGUUCUCAGUGGCGACCGCUGUAUCCCCAUUUCCCGGUGCGGAUGCCUCCACAGGGGACUUUACUACCAGGCUGCAGAGAGCUUCCACCCGAGUGGUUCAUGUGAGGAGCAGUGCAUGUGUCAGGCUGGUGGGGAGGUUGUGUGUAAGGCAUUCUCCUGCGGCGCUGGUGAGCAAUGCAGGGUGGUGGACGGCGUCCAGAAAUGCCACCCAUUUGGAUCUGCGACCUGUUCUGCCUCUGGCCAUCCCCACUACCUCUCUUUCGACGGGGUCUCCUUUGACUUCCAAGGCACCUGCACCUACAUCCUGGCCAAGACCUGCACUGAUGCCAGCCACCUUACACCAUUCACUAUCAGCAUAGAGAAACAAUCCUGGGGCAACUGGAACAUCUCCAUGGCCAAGCUGGUGUCCAUUCAGGUGUAUGGGAUCACACUCACCCUGCUGCAGAACAGACAGGGGCUCAUCAUGGUGGAUGGGGUGUUCCACAACCUCCCGGUGAUCACGGCCAACAGGCGGCUCCAAGCAUAUCAGCAUGGUACUAACAUCCUGGUGCAAACUGACUUUGGCCUCAUUGUGAGUUACGACCUGGUUUACCAGGCCAGAGUCACCGUUCCACAGCGAUACCAGGGCCACACGUGUGGCCUGUGCGGGAACUACAGUGGACAGCAGGACAGCAAGUUUCUACUCCCCAAUGGCAGGACAGCCUCUGAUGUGGCAGCAUUUGUGUCUGCUUGGGAAGUCCAGGUCCCAGGAGCAUCAUGUGUAGACAGAUGCGCUGGGAACAGCUGUCCAGUUUGUGAGGAGAGGAAGAAGGAUGUCUUCAAACAGCACCACUACUGUGGGUUGCUCAUAGCCCCUGACAGCCCCUUCACUGCCUGCCACGGCACGGUCAGCCCCAGUGUGUAUUUCAACAACUGCCUGUAUGAUCUGUGCCUCAGCAAUGGAGAUGCACAGGCUCUGUGCCAGAGCAUGCACAGCUACGUGACAGCCUGCCAAGAGGCCAAAGUCACCAUCCCACCCUGGAGGAGCGCCUCCUUCUGCCCUGUGACCUGCCCUGCCAACAGCCACUAUGAGGUCUGUGCUGACCUGUGCACUGUCACCUGUGCUGGAAACAUCAUAGAUUGCCCGGAGACCUGUGCCGAAGGCUGCCAAUGUGAUGAGGGCUUCUUCUUCGAUGGCCAGGGCUGUGUGACUCAGGAGAGCUGUGGAUGCUUCGAACAGGGGAAAUACUACAAGCCUAGUGAGACGGUCCUGAUGAAUGAGUGCCAGCAAAGCUGCACAUGUGUUCCCACCCGAGGGGUGACCUGCGAAGUCCACAGCUGCUCCAGAGGAGAAACCUGCCAGAUCAGAGAUGGCGUCAUGGGCUGCAUCAGCCAAGUUAUUCCAUCCUGCAGUGUGGUUCGCUGCAGAGAAGGAACUAUUUGCAAGAUGAUAAAUGGGCAGCCAGAGUGUGUGCCAGUCUCUCAGGCCACGUGCUGGGCUGGGGGUUACUUGCAUUACCACACCUUCGAUGGACGGGCGUAUGAUUUCCACGGCACCUGCAACUACACUGUGGCCAAGACCUGCAGGAAUGACUCCGUCCUGCCCUCCUUCCAUGUCACGGCCAAGAUCGAGAACAGGGGGAACACACAGGUCUUCUACAUUGGGUCGGUAACUGUCCAGGUGGAUGGAGUCACCAUCACAGCAGCCAGGGCUGAGGUUGGCUUUGUGGGGGUGAAUAACACCAGGGCCCACUUACCCAUCUCCCUGAACAACGGGGCCCUUCGACUCUAUCAGAGCGGCACCUCCCUCGUCCUCCGCACCGACUUCAACCUCAGAGUGUCCUAUGACUGGAACAACCUCCUGAGACUCACCGUCCCUAAUGACUUCUCUGAGAGCCUGUGCGGCCUGUGCGGCAACUGUAACGGGGACCCUUCCGAUGACUUCCGGACCCCGGACGGGGACCUGGCUCCCAGUGUCACCGCCCUGGGGAAAAGCUGGGCGGUGGAAGAUGAGGAUCACAUCACCAGAAAGUACAAGGAGGAGGCCUCGUGCGGCCUUAUAACCAAGGUCUCAGAUGGGCCCUUCAGCCAGUGCCACACCAAGGUGGAUCCUACAGUCUACUUGGACAACUGCGUGUACGAUCUAUGCCAGAACAACGGCUACAGGAUGGCCCUGUGUGAGGCCCUGAAGACCUACGCGGACACCUGCCAGCUGGAGGGGGUCAGGAUUGGGGAAUGGAGGCAGCUGGCCAGAUGCCCCAUGGAGUGCCCUCUGGAGAACAGCCAGUACCAGCUCUGUGGAACAGCCUGCCCAGCCACGUGUGUGGACCAGUCAGCCCCCAGCAGCUGCCAAGACCCCUGUGUGGAAAGCUGCCAGUGUAAGAAUGGUUUUGUGCUGAGCCAUGGCAAAUGCAUACCCAAGAGCAGCUGUGGGUGCCUAUUUGAGGGGCGCCCCUAUGCCCCCAACGAGAGCUUCUGGGUCGAUGAGGCAUGUGGGACACGGUGCAUAUGCAAUGCAACCACUAAACAAGUCGAAUGCGUGGCCGUCACGUGCAAACAGUCGGAGAGGUGCGGGCUAGUGAACGGCGUAUGGGGUUGUUACCCCUCCAGCUAUGCCACCUGCUCUGUGACAAGGAAUCUGCACUACACCACCUUUGAUGGACAGAGAUACGACUUCCAAGGCACCUGCCGCUAUCAGCUCGCGGCUCUGUGCAAGAAGGCAGAGGGACUGGUGGACUUUGAAGUCUACUUUCAGGAGAACAAUACCGCUCCUGUACAGAUCAAGGUGUAUCAGACCAACCUCAGGGUCAGCAAUCCAUUCCCUGGAAAAGUCCUGGUGAACAAUGUCCUGAUGAAUCUUCCCCUGAACCUCAUUGAUAAGAAAAUCUCUGUGUAUAGAAAUGGCUGGGCCACAGUGAUCCAGGCAGACUUUGGCCUCACUAUUACCUUUGCUGGGUGGUCAGGACGCACUACGGUCACUAUGCCAGUGACCUACACGGGAGCCAUGUGUGGUCUGUGUGGCAACUUCAACAGUGACAGGGAGGACGACAUGCUCAUGAGGGAUGGCACACUGGCACCAAACCCCACCAGCUUUGGCCAGAGUUGGAAGGUGGGCGACCUCCCGGGAUGCUCUGCAGUAACGAUACCACCAUGCGCAAGUGUAGAGACUAUUGAAAAACAACAACGAGGUAGCAGAGGGCAGUGUGGAAUCAUCCUCCACAAGAGUGGCCCCUUCAGUGGAUGUCACAGCAAAGUGGACCCCAAUGGAUACUUUGUAGACUGCGUGUAUGGGUAUUGCAUCCUCAGUGGGCGGGAGAGUAACGUCUGCCAGGCCGUUGCUGGCUAUGCCGAGGCAUCUCCAUCCUGUCCCCCGAACAGUCACUAUGAAUUCUGCAGCAGCAGCUGCGAUCUGACAUGCAGCAACCUCUAUGCCCCGGUGCAAUGCACGACCCAGUGUAAGGAAGGCUGCGUGUGUGACGAGGGCUUUGUUCUCAGUGGCGACCACUGCGUCCCCAUUUCCCAGUGCGGAUGCCUCCACAGGGGACUUUACUACCAGGAUGAGGAAACCUUCCACCCUAGCGGUUCAUGCGAGGAGCAGUGCGUGUGUCAGGCUGGUGGGGAAGUUGUGUGUAAGGCAUUCUCCUGCGGCGCUGGUGAGGAAUGCGGGGUGGUGGACGGUGUCCAGAAAUGUCACCCAUUUGGAUCUGCGACCUGUUCUGCCUCUGGCCAUCCCCACUACCUCUCUUUUGACGGGAUCGCCUUUGACUUCCAAGGCACCUGCACGUACAUCCUGGCCAAGACCUGCACCGAUGCCAGUCACCUAACACCAUUCACUAUCAGCGUAGAGAAAGAAGAUUGGGGCACCAGGAACAUGUCCGUGGCCAAGCUGGUAUCCAUUAAGGUGUAUGGGAUCACACUCACCCUGCUGCAAAACAAACAGGGGCUCAUCAUGGUGAACGGAGUGUCCCACAACCUCCCAGUGAUUGUGGCUGAUGGACAACUUAGAGUGUAUCAACAUGGCACAAACAUUCUGGUGCAAACCAACUUCGGCCUCACUGUGAGCUACGACCUGGUUUACCAGGCCAGGGUCACCAUCCCAGAGAGCUACAAGGGCCAGACGUGCGGUCUGUGCGGGAACUACAACGGACAGGAAGAUGAGGAGUUUCUGCUCCCUGAUGGCAGGACAGCCCCUGAUGCAGCAGCAUUUGGCUCUGCUUGGGAAGUCCAGAUCCCAGGAGCAUCCUGUACAGACAGAUGUGCUAGAAACAGCUGUCCAGUUUGCGAAGAGAAGAAGGAGGUCUUCAAAGGGCACAACUACUGUGGGCUGCUCACAGAUCCUGAUGGCCCCUUCACGGCCUGCCACGGCACGGUCAGCCCCAUCGUGUAUCAGAGCAACUGCCUGUAUGAUCUGUGCCUGGGCAACGGGGACGCACAGGUUCUGUGCCAGAGCAUUCACAGCUACGUGACGGCCUGCCAAGAGGCUGGGGUCCCCAUCCUGCCCUGGAGGAACACCUCCUUCUGCUCUGUGAGCUGCCCAGUCAACAGCCACUAUGAGGUCUGCGCUGACCUCUGUACCACCACCUGCUCUGGAGAAAUCAUGGACUGCCCAGAGACCUGUGCUGAGGGCUGCCAGUGUGACGAUGGCUUCUUCUUCGAUGGCCAGGGCUGUAUGACUCCAGAAAGCUGUGGGUGCUUCGAACGUGGGAGAUAUUACAAGCCCAAUGAGACGGUCCUGACGAAUGAGUGCCAGCAAAGCUGCACCUGCGUUCCUGCUCGAGGGGUGACUUGUAAAGCCCACGGCUGCUCCCGAGAAGAAAUCUGCCAGAUUAGAGAUGGCGUCAGAGCCUGCAUCAGCAAAGUUAUUCCAUCCUGCAGUGUGGUUCGCUGCAGAGAAGGAACUAUUUGCAAGAUGAUAAAUGGGCAGCCAGAAUGUGUGCAAGUCUCUCAGGCCACAUGCUGGGCUGGGGGUUACUUGCAUUACCACACCUUCGAUGGACGGGCGUAUUAUUUCCAUGGCACCUGCAACUACAUGUUGGCCAAGACCUGCAGGGAUGACUCCGUCCUGCCCUCCUUCCAUGUCACGGCCAAGAUCGAGAACAGGGGGAACACACAGGUCUUCUACAUUGGGUCGGUAACUGUCCAGGUGGAUGGAGUCACCAUCACAGCAGCCAGGGCUGAGGUCGGCUUUGUGGAGGUGAAUAACACCAGGGCCCACUUACCCAUCUCCCUCAACAACGGGGCCCUUCGGCUCUAUCACAGCGGCACCUCCCUCGUCCUCCGCACUGACUUCAACCUCAGCAUGUCCUAUGACUGGAACAACCACCUGAGGAUCACCGUCCCCAGGGUCUUCUCCGACAGCCUGUGCGGCCUGUGUGGCAACUAUAACGGGGACCUCUCCGAUGACUUCCGGACCCCGGACGGGGACCUGGCUCCCAGUGUCACCGCCCUGGGGAAAAGCUGGGCAGUGGAAGAUGAGGAUCAGUUUUGCUGGCACGAUUGCAUUGGAGGUUGCAGGCCCUGUGCCCCCAGCAUAGCCAGAAAGUACAAGGAGGAGGCCUCGUGCGGCCUGAUAUCCAAGGUCUCAGAUGGGCCCUUCAGCCAGUGCCACACCAAAGUGGAUCCCACAGUCUACUUGGAAAACUGCGUGUACGAUCUGUGCCAGAACGACGGCUACCGGAAGGCCCUGUGUGAGGCCCUGAAGGCCUAUGCAGACGCCUGCCAGCUGGAGGGGGUCAGGAUUGGGGAAUGGAGGCAGCUGGCCAGAUGCUCCAUGGAGUGCCCCCUCGAGAACAGCCAGUACCAGAUCUGUGGAACAGCCUGCCCAGCCACGUGUGUGGACCAGUCAGCCCCCAGCAGCUGCCAAGACCCCUGCGUAGAAAGCUGCCAAUGCAAGGAUGGUUUUGUGCUGAGCCAGGGCAAAUGCAUCCCCAAGAGCGGCUGUGGGUGCCUAUUCGAGGGGCGCCCCUAUGCCCCCAACGAGAGCUUCUGGGUCGAUGAGGCAUGUGGGACACGGUGCAUAUGCAAUGCAACCACUAGGCAAGUCGAAUGCGUGACCGCCAUGUGCAAACAGUCGGAGAGGUGCGGGCUAGUGAAUGGUGUACGGGGCUGUUACCCCUCCAGCUAUGCCACCUGCUCUGUGACAAGGAAUCUGCACUACACCACCUUUGAUGGACAGAGAUACGACUUCCAAGGCACCUGCCGCUACCAGCUCACGGCUCUGUGCAAGAAGGCAGAGGGAUUGGUGGACUUUGAAGUCUACUUCCAGCAGAACAAUACCGUUCCUGUACAGAUCAAGGUGUAUCAGACCAACCUCAGGGUCAGCAAUCAAUUCCCUGGGAAAGUCCUGGUGAAUAAUUUCCUGAUGAAUCUUCCCUUCGUUGAUAAGAAAAUCUCUGUGUAUAGAAAUGGCUGGGCCACAGUGAUCCAGGCAGACUUUGGCCUCACUGUUACCUUUGCCGGGUGGUCAGGACGCAUCACGGUCACUCUGCCAGGGACCUACGCGGGAGCCGUGUGUGGUCUGUGUGGCAACUUCAACAGUGACAGGGAGGAUGACAUGCUGAUGAGGGAUGGCACACUGGCACCAAGCCCCGUCAGCUUUGGCCAGAGCUGGAAGGUGGGCGACCUCCCGGGAUGCUCUGCAGUAACGAUACCACCAUGCGCAAGUGUAGAGGCUAUUGAAAAACUACAACGAGGUAGCAGAGGGCAGUGUGGGUUCAUCCUCCACAAGAGUGGCCCCUUCAGAGGAUGUCACAGCAAAGUGGACCCUCAUGGAUACUUCGUAGACUGCGUGUACGGCUAUUGCGUCCUCAGUGGGCGGGAGAGUAACGUCUGCCAGGCCAUUGCUGGCUAUGCUGACUGCGGAUGCCUCCACAGGGGACUUUACUACCAGGCUGAGGAGACCUUCCACCCAAGCGGUUCAUGCAAGGAGCAGUGCAUGUGUCAGGCUGGUGGGGAAGUUGUGUGUAAGGCAUUCUCCUGCGGCGCUGGUGAGGAAUGCGGGGUGGUGGACGGCAUCCAGAAAUGCCACCCAUUUAGAUCUACGACUUGUUCUGCCUCCGGCCAUCCCCACUACCUCUCUUUCGACGGGGUCGCCUUUGACUUCCAAGGCACCUGCACCUACAUUCUGGCCAAGACCUGCACCAAUGCUAGUCACCUUACACCAUUCAUUAUCAGCAUAGAGAAAGAAGAUUGGGGUUCCAGGAACGUUUCUGUGGCUAAGCUGGUGUCCAUUAAGGUGUAUGGGAUCACACUCACCCUGCUGCGGAACAAACAGGGGCUCAUCAUGGUGAAUGGGGUGUCCCACAACCUCCCAGUGAUCGUGGCUGAUGGGAGAGUUAGAGUGUAUCAACAUGGCACAAACAUUCUGGUGCAAACCAACUUCGGCCUCACUGUGAGCUACGACCUGGUUUACCAGGCCAGGGUCACCAUCCCAGAGAGCUACGAGGGCCAGACGUGCGGCCUGUGCGGGAACUACAACGGACAGGAAGAUGAGGAGUUCCUGCUCCCUGAUGGCAGGACAGCCCCUGAUGCAGCAGCAUUUGGCUCUGCUUGGGAAGUCCAGAUCCCAGGAGCAUCCUGUACAGACAGAUGUGCUGGAAACAGCUGUCCAGUUUGCGAAGAGAAGACGAAGGAGGUCUUCAAAGGGUGCAACUACUGUGGGCUGCUCACAGAUCCUGAUGGCCCCUUUGCAGCCUGCCACGGCAUGGUCAGCCCCAUCGUGUAUCAGAGCAACUGCCUGUAUGAUCUGUGCCUUGGCAACGGGGACGCACAGGUUCUGUGCCAGAGCAUUCACAGCUACGUGACGGCCUGCCAAGAGGCUGGGGUCCCCAUCCUGCCCUGGAGGAACACCUCCUUCUGCUCUAUGAGCUGCCCAGCGAACAGCCACUAUGAGGUCUGCGCCGACCUCUGCACCUCCACCUGCAAUGGAGACAUCAUGGACUGCCCGGAGACCUGUGCUGAAGGCUGCCAGUGUGACGAUGGCUUCUUCUUCGAUGGCCAGGGCUGUGUGACUCCAGAAAGUUGUGGGUGCUUCGAGCGUGGGAGAUACUACAAGGCCAAUGAGACGGUCCUGACGAACGAGUGCCAGCAAAGCUGCACCUGCGUUCCUGCUCGAGGGGUGACUUGUAAAGCCCACGGCUGCUCCCAAGAAGAAAUCUGCCAGAUUAGAGAUGGCCUCAGGGGCUGCAUCAGCAAAGUUAUUCCAUCCUGCAGUGUUGUCCACUGCAGAGAAGGAACUAUUUGCAAGAUGAUAAAUGGGCAGCCAGAGUGUGUGCCAGUCUCUCAGGCCACGUGCUGGGCUGGGGGUUACUUGCAUUACCACACCUUCGAUGGACGGGAGUAUGAUUUCCACGGCACCUGCAACUACACGGUGGCCAAGACCUGCAGGGAUGACUCCGUCCUGCCCUCCUUCCAUGUCACGGCCAAGAUCGAGAACAGGGGGAACACACAGGUCUUCUACAUUGGGUCGGUAACUGUCCAGGUGGAUGGAGUCACCAUCACAGCAGCCAGGGCUGAGGUUGGCUUUGUGGGGGAGCCACUCUCCAAUGGCUUUAACUGA